Molecule: messenger RNA, 647 nt
Organism: Misgurnus anguillicaudatus (oriental weatherfish)
Lineage: Eukaryota; Metazoa; Chordata; Actinopteri; Cypriniformes; Cobitidae
Source: RefSeq, a predicted model, not a curated record
GUUUCUCGACUCAUCACCUCGGUCAAGUAAUUUCUCCCUGUCCCAGAAUGUAAGUUGUGUGUUGGAUUUCCAAUGGCGUCCUACACAGUGGUCUUUGCACCUCUCAGGAACGAUCUAAACACGCUGGAUGCCUUACGUUUCUUCCUUUGGGUGAAGAAACUGAGGAACAUUGAAAGGGAAAAGGACCUUCUGUUGAUGGGAUUACAAGCUUUAGAGCAGGCGCGGUACAGAUUACGUUCCCAUCCGGAAGACAUCAGGACUACAACAGAAGAACAUCAAGGCAAUUUCAGGAAUGGAGAGAUAAGAGAAGACUGUCCAUACAUCCCCAAACUGUUGUUGCCUCCUAUCCACAGAGUAAACUGGACCUUGAAGAACCAUGUGUGGGGCUCCAGAAGGCUGAUUCUUUAAAAAUAUAUAUUUUUAAAGUAAUUCAAAUUAAAAUAUUACAGAGUACUUAAAUUUUCCCUGUUUAUUUUAUUUACCAGGUACUGGGGGAUAUCAAUGUUUACCUACAUGUUCAGUAUGAAGUGAAUGUUUUUGAUUAAAUGUGCAUUUAUACUGUAUUUUAACAAUUCAAAAUGCAUUUAUCUUUGAAUAGUGUGAAUUGAACUUAAAUUAUUUUGUGUGCAAACUGACAUCAAGUAUUA